AAGAGCGUCUGUCAUUGUUUCCUGAGGUGUUUUGACACAAAGAAACAAACGCAGUACGCACUGAAAAUUUAAAAUCUCAUUGUCGUGAUGAAUCACUGUCGAUUAUACUUAGUAUCUAGUAGUCACUGGAAGCUGUCAGUAAAGUAAUAAAAAUAUUAUUAUCAAAAAUCAAGUAAAUUUCAUAAUUUACAAGUGGAGCUCAAAAUUUUGGAAAAUGUGGAAGCCUUUAGAGCCUGGAAGUUCUCCUGUAGAUUGGUGUGAAGGAAAUUACAGCAUAUCACCAGAUAUAGCAGAAUUUAUGAAUACUUUUAGCAAUGUCGUCUUUUUAUUACUUCCACCAGUACUGAUGCAUUUAUUCAAGGACUAUGGAAGAUUUGUUAAUCCAGCUAUACAUAUUAUUUGGUUCUUGUUGAUGGUUGUUGGACUUAGCAGCGCAUAUUUUCAUGCAACAUUAUCUCUAAUAGGCCAAUUAUUGGAUGAAUUAGCAAUUUUAUGGGUUUAUAUGGCUGGAUUAUGUUUAUUUUUCCCCCGAAGAUAUUUUCCAAACGUCUUCAGGAAUAACAGAAAACUAUUUUCUAUGUUCGUUGUUUUGCCAACAUUGAUAGCUACUGGUUUAGCUAUUGUACAUCCAGUAGCAAACGCAUUUGCUUUGAUGUGUCUAGCUAUUCCAGCAUUUGGUUUUAUGAUUAUUGAACUCAGGAGAACAAAAUCAAUGAGAGUCUAUCGAUUGGGUGUAAGAUGUGGGGCUGUUUGGGUACUAGCAGUGGCUUGUUGGCUAAAUGAUCGUUUGUUUUGCGACACUUGGAUGAAUUUAAAUUUUCCAUAUCUUCAUGCCCUCUGGCAUUUAUUAAUUUUUAUCGCUAGCUACACAGCAGCAGUUUUAUUUGCAUAUUUUGCUGUAGCAGAAGAGAAACCUCAGCAAUCAGCAGUACUGAAGUAUUGGCCAAAAAAUGAUUUUGAACUUGGAAUUCCUUAUGUAACAAUUAAAUGUUACAUUCGGGCAGAUAAUAAUACAAAUAUAUAAACUAUAAUUUUUUAUUAACAGAGAAUGAUUCAUAGUGUCAAUACCAUGUCUUGUAAACAUUUUAAUCCUAAAAUAUUAAGUCUGUGAUUUAAUUUCUAAUCAACGUUAUUCACAGAUACAUUUAUACUAUGUUUAAUUGACUUAUCAUAAAUAUUAAUGAAUUUUUUAUAUUAGAAAUUUUCUAUAAUUUCUAUGAGUAAAUUUAUUUUAUAUUAUUAAUUAAUAGAAAGUGAUGUUAUUGAUUUAUUGAAAUGUGCGAAGAUAUAUGAUAAAGUCUGUA
This is a messenger RNA of Chelonus insularis, 1304 nucleotides long. RefSeq names its product alkaline ceramidase (gene bwa). NCBI's taxonomy places the organism in Eukaryota, Metazoa, Arthropoda, Insecta, Hymenoptera, Braconidae. The record is from RefSeq and is a predicted model, not a curated record. Gene Ontology annotation, cellular component: membrane. Gene Ontology annotation, molecular function: hydrolase activity, acting on carbon-nitrogen (but not peptide) bonds, in linear amides. The transcript is spliced from 4 exons. Gene Ontology annotation, biological process: ceramide catabolic process. Bases 215 to 1024 code for a protein of 269 amino acids.